AUGGCGUUGCCUAGCGAGGCAGAUCAGAGAGCUGAAGUUGCCAAGAUGGAUUCCGACUUGCAAUAUGUGCUUCAGGAAGCCAGUGCGUCACUGGCCACGCAAUGUCAGGUUGCACGGCUCCAUCAGAGUCGUAGGCGAUUCCAGGCGAUCGCCGAUAACCGCGAAGGUGCCAGGACAGCUGCACGUGACUUCGGGAUUAAUCCCGAUACGCCUGCGGGCCGUGUUGAGGUGGCCGCUAUAGUAGCUGCAUGGGAACUUGCAAAGGAGUAUGCGAGUAAAGAAGUCGAGCUUCGUGCGGAGGCGAAGGUGUUAGGCCAUAGGAGGAUCUUGCAAGUGCAGGAACGCCAAGCUAUGUUGAAAGCGGUGACGGAUGCAUACGGGAAGAUGAAUGAAAGCGAGACGCCAAGUGCGGAGUACUUGGCAACCAAGGCCGAAGAAUGCGAGAGCAACGAGCCCCUUGCGAGUUCACUUGAUCGUAUCUCUUCAAAGAAAGACUCGCAGGUGGAGAGCCUCCAGACUAGCAUUGAUCCCACCGGGCACGUUCGUGUAACAAAGACAAUGCAGAAGUUGGAAAUGCCGCAUCACUCGGAAGGCUACCGACGUUUGAUGAAGGUGGAAGCUCAUGCAUGGCUCUGCAUGAGUGCACGGUUCAAGGCAAAGGCGUGGUUGCAAGGGCUUCAGCUGGAAGAUUUUACUAAGUUUGUCGAAUACAUCUUGGGAGAUCGUGUUGGCAACUUGAAGUUGCCCACAGCUUCUGGACAGGAGACGCAGUUCAACCGGCCGCCAUGGAACAUCGUCUUGAGUUAUGAAUAUAAGUUGAGGGUUGAAGCUUUCAAAAUGAUCCUGGAAGGAACCGCCACCAUGCCAGAGGCACUUCGGGCAGUGCGUGAGGAUCCAUCUUUGAAAGAGGCUUACUUUACAACGCCGCUGGCCUUGCACACAGCUGGUACACCGAGUAAGUUUCGGAAGGGCAAUAGCAAAGGAAAGGAUAAGACGCAAGGGCAAGAGAUACCGCUGCCACCCACACCACAUCAGAACGGACGCCAACCUGUGGCAUCAAGGGUGGUACAUGUCAUUGCAGAUCCUGCUGAGCGCUUUGAUUGGAAACCGCAUCUCAGCAAUAGCAUGUCGCAGCCAGAAUUCAUUGCGUUUGGGUUUGAUGCAAACAACAUGUUUUGUGGUGACGCUUGGGAUCAGUUGUUUGAGCUUGUGAAACAACCGAAAACCGUGAUCUUGAUUUCGCCACCCUAUGAUACUUUUAGUCGGGCGAGGCAUAAGCAACCUGGGCCCACUCCACUUCGCAGUGAUAAGUGGCCCAGAGGUUUUCCAUGGCUUAAGGAUUCGUCUAUGCAGAAGGUGACUUCUGCCAAUCAUUUUGUCGACCAGUGUUCGAAAGCAACAGUUUUCGCGGCCGAGGCUGGCAAUUUCUUUAUGUGGGAGGCGCCGGAACACUUGGGCCGCACUGCGGACGGCCUCGUGCCGAGCUCCAUUUGGGCUUGGCCUGAAUUACUUGACUGCAUACCGCGUUUUGCUGCCACGACCUUUGUGCAUUACUUGUGUGAGUUCGGGGCGGACAUGGCAAAACCAACACGUUACUUGAGCAAUCUGCCCUUCUUUCGUCACUCGCCGCGGCCUUUCAAUGGGAUGCCGGUGUUGGAUGCUGAUCAGCGCUACGUCGGGCCGCUGCCCGCGUCGUGCCCUCAUGGGGGUCAUGCACCUAGCACCGGCAAAUCGCAGGCUACGCAAAAGUGGAACUUGCCGCGGGCCCGCGGAUGGCCCCUUCAGCUGUGUCAAUUUAUGGUAGCAGCCAUCGACUUCUCGCUGCAAGCAGAUGGGGAGUGCAAAUCCUCUAAGUCGAAGGUUCCUGAUAAGGUAGUCAAGGUCCCCGUAGGGUACGGUGCACGCCCUAAGGAUCCACCCUUGCCCUGCGUUUCAGGUUCUUUGCCUUCAGGUUGCAGUACCGCGGCUGCUCCUCCUUCCCGCUCAGGUUGUAGUUCCCCUAGGGCCUCGGCGGUUCCUCCUUCCCUUUCUGGUUGUAGUCCCCCCGCACACCCUUUGAAGUCCUUGGGCGAUCCCGAGAGUGCAGCAUCAAAGCUCCUGGCAACGCCAGGGCUGCUAGAACGUCGUCGUGUGUUAGAGCUAUUUGACAUGCUGCCCCGCGAGGAGCCGCCUAGGGAGUCGACUUCAGCUACACCGGGCAGUUCUUUCGCAACGGGUGCAUAUUGCAAGGGUGGCUUAGUCGGUUUGAGGCAUCAUUCCACUGUGCUGCCGAAGUCUACACAGGUUCUAACAAGGUACUUGCAGCAGGUUGCACCGGGCUUUCAAGCAUCAGCUAUUGCGAUCUUCGAUGAUGUCAGGACGGGGGUCCACCGUGAUGCCCGGAAUGCGCACUAUCCGUACAUGGUAGUGCCGUUGUCGGAUUUUGAAGAUGGCCAAAUCUGGUUGGAACAGCAAGGAGGCGAUGUAUGGGAGACAACACCAGAAGGGCGGAGACCUGGCGUCCACUUGGAGGUUUGCAAGGGCCCUGUAAGCUUCGAUGCAUGGCGGUCAUACCAUGCUACGCGAUCGUGGAAGGGCCGUCGGGUGGUGAUGGUUGCAUACAUGACCGAUAAGCUUGGCAAUGUCGAGGCCACCGACCUCGCCCACCUUAAGUCCCUGGGGUUUAAGAUACCACUUGACUUGGAUGCAUCAAAUUGUGAGACUUCAGAGGUUCUGGAUACUGCCGAGGGCCUAAGCACAGGAGACACAGCACCACCAGUGCCAUUCAGACCAGAGGCAUGUGGGAACCGCGGCAACCCCAUUCGUGUUGAGUGGGAAGGACAAGAGGCUGACAUGACAGACGGGUUUGGGUUGUGUUCCCCGGCGCGGUGGAGGCCGAUGGACCGGGGGCAUCGCCUGGGCCCAGCGGCUACUGCACAUGCGCAAUCCAUUUACCGGAUGCUUACGAACUUCAUUUCCGAGCAUGUUCCUGAUCCCCGUCGCUUCUGCUUGAGCCUACUUUCAGGUAAGGUCGAAUCAUCUCCAUUCGCCGGGGAGAAGUUGGAAGCUCUGCGUAAGCAGUGGGCAGAAGUACUUGGUGCAGAGAACAAUCCCGACGUGCUCGAGAUCCCAGAUGCGCAGCCCUUCUUGCUCAGGGCCUUGUCGCUUUCGGCUGAAAGGCUUGAGGACCCAGACUGGCAGAUUUUAACGGAGGGAGAGAUUCCCUUGGCCGCAACCGCGGACGUGAGUGCUGCACAUAGGUUGGUCUUGCAUCGGAAGAGCGAUUGGGCCUUGAUGUCAUGCAGGGCAGAGCAAGGGUCCGACACGAUUUGGAUCAAUAAAGUAGGAACGUUCGGGCUUAGCCCAGCCUCGUUUUGGUGGAGCAGGUUGUAUGGAAUCAUAGGCAGAGUGGUCACCCGUUGCCUACUGCAGCACGCCUUUUACCACUUCGCUUAUGUGGACGACGUGCAUCCCACGUUUUAUGGGAAGCGGAUGUACAUCAACUUCUUGGUUUGGUUAAUCCUUCAAGAAAUGAUAGGGGUGCCUUUCGCUUACCAUAAGUUCAAGGGAAAGACGCUGGUUGCAUUCAUUGGCUACGAGCUUGACUACGGUGCCAGGCUUGUGGGCCUCAGCGAAGCCCGAGGCGCUUGGGUGUGCAACUGGGUCGAUGAGGCACGGAAAGCGCGCUUUGUCGUUUCAGUUAGGAAGUUUGCGGAGUUUCUUGGGAGACUUGGUUUCGUGUCCAGGGUCGUGUACUGGAUCAAACCACACUUGGCCCCCUUGUAUGCUUGGUCAGCUGCAGCUUCGAAGAGCCAUGUUGCAAAAAUGCCGGACACUGUCAUCUUGACUUUGCUUUACUUGGAGGCAACGCUUAAAGACUUAAAGACAUCAACUUCAAAGUCGCACCGGGUCGACAACGGGAAGAGACAGGGCAUCUCUUUCACACGGACGCUAAAUGCGAUGAUGGUUAUGUCGUCUUAG
Symbiodinium sp. CCMP2592 is the source of this 3960-nucleotide messenger RNA. The record is from the annotation of a GenBank genome assembly. Lineage: Eukaryota; Dinophyceae; Suessiales; Symbiodiniaceae.